This is a messenger RNA of Astrephomene gubernaculifera, 2851 nucleotides long. The record is from the annotation of a GenBank genome assembly. Lineage: Eukaryota; Viridiplantae; Chlorophyta; Chlorophyceae; Chlamydomonadales; Astrephomenaceae.
UCGAACACCUAUAGCUGGCUUAUACGUGAGGUUUUCGCACCAUGCGGGGUCAGCGUUAUAUGUAAAACCGGUAGGCGUCUUGGUAGCUGGCAACACUUAUUCACUUGACCCAAUAUUGUGAUCUCGUGAAACAACCAUGUCCAUACUACGGUGAUUAACGUAGGGAGGUUACGCUUUAGGGGUGUCGUAGGCAUAAUGUUAGACGAUAACUGCGAUGGUGGCAGCCAGAGGAGUGGAGCUAGCGGGGCUAGCGGCCUAAGUGAUUCUUCUUCUAGGCGGUCCGACUCAAAGUUCUUGAAGAAGCGGACUCUUGGACCACGUGGUGCUGAAGGGGACGAAACAGAUCUCUUGGAGCAGAGAAGGAAUGUCCAAGAAGGAGUAUUUGCUUGCAUGUACACAUUGGUUCGACAGACGGCGCUAUCUCAUUGGAAGUAUGCUGUGUUGAAGAUUACCUUGGAAUUCCUGAUGAACUUCGCUGUGGCCUUUAACCCAACAAUGCCUGUAUGGCAUAUAGACACCAACUCGCCGCUUUACCAGGUUAUGAGAUGGACGAUUUGGCGAGUCCCCAUUGUCCGACUGCAUGGCUAUCGUACUUAUGUGUCUGUUAUGUACCUCAUGGCGGUGUCCGUCCUAGUCUCUGUAGUGGGACUGGCGUGGCUGACCCUGGCAAUGCGCAAGCAAGAGCAAUCCAAAUGGCUGCGUACGGCAGCCACCGGCCUGCAUGUUGUGUACGACGUAAUGUACAUCAUGUGCUACGCAGCAUUCUUUGACUACUUCACUUUCAUGGCGGACUGCAACUUUCUGCACACCAGAAAACACAUGUUCUUUCAAGACGUGGACUGCCUGGCGAUGCCCCACCUCCUACACAUGCUUGUAUCGCUGGGCACAGCUUUGCUGUUUCUGUGCGUGACGGCGCUGAUGAUGGUGGCGUCCUGCGACCUUAACCCCGUGUCCAAGGGAUACCUCUCUUCACCGGCAGCAUAUGCGCGACUGCGGAUCCUCAUCGCCAAGGCCGUGUUUGUUGUGCUCGCCAACUGCGUCGAUAGCAACCCCAAGCUACAGAGCAUCGGCAUGCUGAUUGCAGUGGGGCUUAUUUGCUACUGGAACCUUAAGGAGAUGCCAUUCUACCGGCGUGCUGUCAACGUGGUUUGGACUGCUCUGUGGUGCGGCGUGUUGUACACGGUCGUGCUGCUGGUGAUGCUGACGUACGACAAUAAUGACACUGUGCCGCACCGCAAAGCCAUGACGCGGGCGAGUUCGGGGGCGGGCUAUAGAAGAAGAAACACGAGUUCGAGAAGGGGGUUAGGGGCGAGGGUGGUGACCCUUUUGUCGUUCACGUACCAGCUUUAAUCCUUAUCAUCCCAACGCAUUCCGGACUGUCACCUAAUUACCCCACUUCGGUAUGUACUGUCCAUUGCAUGUGUAGCUAUGCUUUUCGCCCGCCUUUCGCAUCCCCCCCUCCAGAACCCAAAAUGCAUACAAUAAUGCAACAUUCGAUAAUUCUUGCUACUUCCGAACCCCAGAACGUGUUGUAUGGCAUCUUCCCGGUCAUCCUGGGAUCCUUAUGCCUCUGCUACAUCAUCGUGCGGCUGUCCUCCCGCCCCGCGCGCAAGUUCGUUGGACUGCCCCCGGGUGCGAAGCUGCGGAAGAUACACCGCUUUGAGUCGGUGCAUGAGGUGGAGCGGCUGGCUCGGGUGAUGCGGCGGUUUGACAUCGACGGGGUGGUGGACGAGACGUCCGCGGCGCUGGGCGAAACCAUCAUCAAGGCCGGCAUGCAGGUGUUCCCCAACUCGCCGUUCCUGCUCAUCCUCUACGCCAACUUCAUGCUGGAGGUGCACAAGGACGGCCCCGCGGCGCGCACGCAGCUGCAGCUGGCGGGCAAGCAGGCGCCGGGCCUUGUGGAGAAAUACCAGGUGUUCUGCACGAACGAGGCCUCGAAGCGCCUCAAGGACAGCCAGGAGGGCGGCAUGGACAUGCAGGCCUACAUCGAGUUCAAGAGGAACUUCAGGGCCGUGCUGCGGGUGCACCGGGAGGUGUUGGCGCUGCAGGCAGAGCUCUGGCAGAUGUGCAUGCGCUCCUCGCUCCGGGUGGCGCAGGUGGAUGAUGCGCUAGAGGGGCUGGAUGCGGCCGCGGGCAGGGCGCACCAGGUGUACAAGAGGGUCUUGGAACGCUACCCCGCCAACGGCAAGCUCUUGCGCUGCUACGGCAAGUUUCUGGAGGACGUGCGGCAUGACCAGGCUGCGGCUGCUCGCGCCUACGCCGAGGCCAGCCGCAGCGUCGGCAAUGCGCUGCUUUCCCUGGACCUGGCUUGCGGGGCCGAGGCAGGAGCGAACGUGGGCGGUCCCAAGCGGCCCGAGUUUGUGACCUCCAUGUCUAUCGAGGACGAUGCGGUGGUAGUGAUUGACGCGGAGGGAACCAUCAUGAUGGUCAGCCAGGCGGUUCAGUCUGUGUUUGGCUACUCCAAGAGCGAGCUGGAGGGCGCCAACGUGAGCGUGCUGAUGCCCCAGCCCUUCUGUCAGCGCCACCCGGGCUACAUGCAGCGCUACGUCAGCAGCGGGGAGCCGCACAUCCUAGACACCGUCAGGGAGCUCGUGGCGCUGCACAAGGACCGAUACGUGCUCCCUAUACAUCUGGGCGUCACCAAGCUCAGUGGGAUGGGGGCGGACGGUGUGUUCCUGGGCGUGAUCCGGCCACAGCCGCGCAGCUUCACAACCCUGCGCGUCUGGUUGUCCCCUAACGGAGUCAUCCUUUGCACCGACCAGGCGUUUUCCAGCGCAGUGGGCUUCGUGGAGGGAGACCUGGUGGGCCACACCCUGUCCUCGCUGGUGUCGGGUUCCCCCGAGGCGUUGGA